CUGAAACCCCUUAACUGAAGAAGGGUGUAGGCCCGAAACGUCAGCUUUCCCGCUUCUCUGUUGCUGCUUGGCCGGCCGUGUUCAUUCAGCUUCACAGGGUUGUUAUCUCUGACACCUCCAACCGCCAGGAUUGGGAUUGUGAAUGAGUUCCAGGUUUUGUGGAGCCUCCCACCUCUGGCUGUCCCCACUUGUGAGGAGGAGACAGAAGACAAGUAUAUAUUGAAGUGUUAUUCGCUUGUAACGGUGGAUUAUUCGAGUUGAUCGAGCGUGGUCUUUGUAUCUCUUCAGUUAGCUGCAAUGGAGCUGGAUAUUUACCGUGUUUGAGCCCCUGACUGGCUAGCUGACCUUCCUCAGGUCCUCGGAAUUACUUUUUAGGUGCAAGAAAAACCAGCACAAUCGGUCUGGUAAUCUAUUUUGGAGGAAAAUUGUAAGGCACCUGCAACAUUUCAGUGUAACGCAUCCCUGGCAAAUGCUCAAUUUUUCACUUUGUCCAUCUAUUCUGCCAUGUUUCACGUAACUGCAUUGAAACCAAUUGCAAAAAGGAAGAUGCCUUUCAAGUUUAAUAUUGUAAACAUGAUGGGCAAAGUAGGCAUCUUGAUCCUCAGCAUGCUUGUGGAAUCUGUCCACUGUCAAUGGAAGCACACCCAAAUAUCAGAAAUUGGGUCAGACCUGGGCAUGAAGGUUUUCAAUCAUGUUGUUAAUUCCAAUCCAACAGAGAACACAAUUGUAUCUCCCCAUGGAAUUGCCUCUGUACUUGGGAUGCUGCAGCUAGGUGCAGGUGCAAGAACAAGACAGCAAUUGAACAUUGCUCUGAAAUACAACUCUUAUGGUAUUUACAAGAAAGUCAGAAGGAUACACAAGCCUCUAACCGAGAGCAGAAAUCAGAGCAUAAUAACUAUUGCCAAUGGAAUAUUUGCACCCAGUGACUAUGCAAUAGAACAGUCUUUUCGUAGAAAGAUUAAAGUCCUGUAUCAAGCUGUAGUGAGAAAUGUGCAUUAUGACAAUCCUGUGGAAGCUGCAUCAGCAAUCAACCUCUGGACUAGAAAUCAAACCAGAGGUAUGAUUACAAAUCUGAUUUCACCAUCGAUGCUCAGUGGAACCACCAGGCUAGUGGUGGUCAGUGCACUUUUUUUCAAGGGUUUGUGGAAGUCAAGGUUUCUCCCAGAAAAUACUCACAAUAGGGAUUUCCAUGCAGCUGAUGGAAGUGUGUAUCAAGUUCCAAUGAUGUCUCAAAAAGCAACCUUCAACUUUGGUAUGGCCAUCACACCAACUAAUGUGAAAUAUUAUAUCCUUGAGAUGCCAUACCAUGGCGGCACAAUCAGUAUGUUUGUUGUUGUCCCUGAAGAUUAUAAUAUCCCACUCUCUACAAUUACUCCUCACCUCAAUGUACAAUCUAUACAUGACUGGAAGGGAAUUUUGAGAGAAAAAAAACUUGAUAUCGUCGUCCCUAAGUUCACCGCUGAGGCAGAGAUCAACUUGGAGAAACCCCUUUCAGCUCUUGGAAUCACAGAUAUGUUUGAUAAAACUAAGGCAAAUUUUGGAAAGAUUUGCAGAUCUGGUGAGCUGUAUGUUUCACAGGUAUUACAAAAGGCCAAGAUUGAAGUGAAUGAAGACGGAACUAAAGCUUCAGCAGCAACAGCUGCAAUUAUGAUGGUAAAAUCUUUGAGGAUUAUUCCUUCAUUUGUGGUCGACAAACCAUUCGUCUAUUUUGUACGGCACAAUCCUACAGGGACAGUCCUUUUCAUUGGACAAGUUUCAAAACCAUAAAAAACCAAUUUCGAUAGGACAAGUUUCAAAUGGAUUUCCACUAUAAAUGCAGGAAAUGUCGAGUUGCUGCCUUCCAAGUGGCUUGGUGAAGUGCAGUGCUAAUGUAUACAAACACCUGACUUUAAGAAUGGAAUGAAUAAUAGCUUUACAUGGAUACAUUUUUUACCUUGCAUUGAAUAUUUGAUUUUGGUCUUUUGUAUACAGAAUUUUAAUAUUUGUUUUAUACACGUAUAGUAUUGCACCUGAGAGGAACACUAAGCAUUUGAGCGAUUCUUCUUAUUUUUUAUUUUUUGACCAUGUAUUACUAGAUCAAAACAAAGUUCUGAAAUAUUAGGUGGAAAUGUUGAACAGUUUUUAUUUUUGUUUGGGCAAAUGGUCAAGUUGUUUCAGUGAGAAAUGUCAAUGUGCUCUUAUCCAAGAUAAAACAAAGUUUCAAAUAAUUCUACACUGAUUCAGUUUUGCAUAUAUCUUAGUUGUGUAGAACCACUGUCCUGUUUUUUAUUGGAAAGUUGCCCAGCGUUCUCAUUCAUUAUGGAGCUUCCAUAUAGUAAUUUCGGACAUGGAAAAGGUCAGCAAACCUCUAGAUUUGCACAGUAAUUCACACUACUCUCUCUCUCCAGGCUAAAUUUUAACCAGUUUGUAGUUAAAUAUUUUGGGGUACAAACUUUAAAAAUUUGAUAUCUACUUUGUUGUGCAAGUUGCUGCCAUAUUUUUUUCAAUAAUAAACACUUCUUAAUUCUCAGAAGCAAUUCAAAUUAUUUGACUAAAUGUUGGAGUAAUUGUGUAUUAAUAUUUAUUGAAACACGAGGAAGUAACAUGGUUUCCUGAAUAAUUAUUAUAGCAAAGAUCUUUCUGGUAUUUUGACAUGUUAUGCAAUCUGAUUUGAAAGAAUGCUUUACGCUAAAAUCUAAUCAUUUAUUACCAAUAACCUUUCUGUUAUUAAAUACUACCAAAAAAUUGGUGUCCUAUCUGAAUGCUGAUGCCUCACUGCUUAUUUGUGAAAGUUCAUAACAUUAAAAUUUGUGUUCCCCAUAUGUAAGGUAUGAAGAUCAUCCUUUUUUUUAAAUGCUCUUCAAGAUUUUGUUUAAUCUGCCUAAAUAGGAAUUUCUGGUUCGACAUACAGGUUUUAUCUGAUCUAUGAAUUUGAACAAAUUGUAGAACAUUUGCAAUAAGCAAUGGAAAUGUUUUUAACAUCUUAAAUGAAUUCAGUACCAUAUCUACUUGACUGUCAUGUGUCACAAAUCUUUUCAUGUAAGAAAAGCACUUUUGAGGCUAUAAAUGUAGAUUUUUCACUGGUUCCAAAAUUGGCACUAGCUAGUGUUUUCAGAUUUUAAGUUCCUUCUCUGGCACUGUUCCAUAAGUCUGAGUACACGAUUAUAUACAGGGAUAAAGACUAAAUGUAAAAAUAUUUUAAACAUAUUUUAGAUUUCCAGGGUUGCAUCCUUGUCACUUUUUCCCCAUUUUUGAAGAGGUCACUUUGCACUAAAAACAUUAGAUCUUAAUGUACAUAAGAUUGGAAGUUCAUAAACUGUUUUAAUACCAAUGUUCUCUGGCAUCUGAUCAGUGAGUUUUAUAAACUUUUUUUUUUGGUGAAUGUUUUUAUGAACAUGACUUAAGGAGACUUUGUUUAAAAUAACUUCUAGAUCUAGGCUGUAUGAAGUUUCUCACUCCUGUAACUUCACAAAAAUGUCAUCAAUAUUUAUUUGAGUAGUUUUGAAGUAGCAUGGAGAAAAUUAUUUUUCAGGUUUCUGUAUAAUCCAACCGUCCUUGCCUCCAAGCAUUGGCCUAAGUGAUGGGCUGGAAAUUUGAAGAUGAAUAAGCAAGGUUAAAUGCUACAAUGUGCUAAUUUGGUGCUGCAUGCUCAGUUGGUUGGACAGCUUGUUGGCAAUGCAGGGUCAUGCCAACAGUGUGGAUUCCAUUCCUGGCCCAGCUGAGGUUACCACGAAAGACUCCCUUUUAUUUUUUUUUGAGGUGCGGUGACCCUCUGGUUAAAGCACCACCAGUUAUUAUUUUAUUCGUCAUGAGAGAGCACUCCUAUGUCCUGGUAGGACUAUAGCUACCUACUUACUGUAGUAUCCAACCAGUGAUAGCUGGUGCUUUUUUUUUUAUUUAAAAGCUGUGUUGGCAGCUAAUGCCACCAGAAGUUAACCUAUACCACCUCAAUGAUUACAACCAGAAAAUGCUGGAAAUAAUCUGGCAGUAUCUGUAGAAAUUACUUUUGAUCCAUGCCCAUUUUCAACAGAACUGACAUGUUGUAAGUACUGCACUAAUGUGACACUGACUUGGCAUGCAGAUGCUACUGCUUAAUUUUCUUUUAAACCACAAUGUAAAAAUAAAAGCCACAUAGUACAGUUGUUAGUCUGGUGGAUGGUGUAGGUCUGCUGGUGAAUGGGAAUGUUGGAAUUGCAAUUAUUGGAGGGUUUCGGGGGCAGCCUGACUAAAAGUAUUAUGUCACCUGAGGAGGCAGCAACUUACUUUUUAUUUUGUAGUGGCAAAGACUCAUCUACUUUUUUGAUUAGAGAUGAACUGUGCACUAUACAGCACUCUGGUGUUUUGACACCAGAGUUAUACAAGGCUUCACAGCAUUUCAGACGUUGGAAGCAAUGGCACAUUAAAACAAUCCAUGCUGUCAUGUUGUGUGGCAGUAUGGCUUUCUUUGAAACAAGCUAUGUGUUGUUUUUAUUUUUGACACUGGAUUCACCAGAUAUGCAGCCAGUUCUUAACUUGGUAGUCCUCCCUUUUGGCGUUCCCUAUAGAUAGAAUCAGGGCAUGAUAGCUACAGCUGGGAAGUUUUCUUGAGCUGACAGCAUGAUUUGUUGCCAGUGGUCUCCAAUUGAUUAUCAAGGAAAUAGAGCUCUUCCAAUUCCAGUACACAAAUUUACAUAAUACAAUAGCCUGCUGUCACUCAAGGCAAUGAAACAUGGCCUGGUUUUGCUGAAAGUGAUUUCCCUCCCCACUCCUGACCUUUGCCAUCCACAAUUGCACAAACUCUGGUAGGUCCAGCAGCCAGACAGGUGGGAGUUGGAAAGUUCAUUUUGUUAUACUUCCUCAGGUACUGGCAGUGAUGUUCAUGCUCACUCUUAAGAUUGAAGCUGUUGCAGUUAUGUUCCUUUUCAAACUGGAAUUGAAAACACUUGAUAGGGUCAAAGCCAACCAUUGAAGAAAUCUACUUUUUAAAAGUCUAGUUGUUGAUUGGCUAAUUAAAAUAAUUUGCCCCAUCCUUCACUAGAGGGCAAGGGAGACAAGAGUCUUGGUUGCAACUGAGAACCUCAAGGAAUGGGAUAGGCCUCAAGCAAGUGGGAGGAUCAGGGAACAGGUCAUGAACUGAGAUGGCAGGCAAGAUGGGGAAAGAGCUGCAGAAGAGUUGGCAGUGGCUACAAUUGAAACAUAUAAAAUAAUCAGAUGGUUGGAUAGGGAGAGCCUUUUUCCUAGGAUGGUGACGGCGAGGACGAUGGGGCAUAGCUUUAAAUUGAGGGGAGAAAGAUACAGGACAGAUGUCAGAGGUAGUUUCUUUACUCAGAGUAGUAAGGGAAUGGAACGCUUUGCCUGCAACGGUAGUAGAUUCGCCAACUUUAGGUACAUUUAAGUCGUCAUUGGAUAAGCAUAUGGACGUACAUGGAAUAGUGUAGGUUAGAUGGACUUGAGAUCGGUAUGACAGGUCAGCACAGCAUCGAGGGCUGACGGGCCUGUACUGUGCUGUUAUGUUUUAUGUUCUAUAAGCUUCAGUGAGCAAGGGAGGCUGUUCUAAUAGAUGUGACCAUGACCUGAACACCAACGACAGUGCAAAACUGUUUAGAAACUGCUGUGACUGAGCACGCAUAACUCAACAUUUUAGGUAUUUAGAUGUUUACUUGUCACUUACAGGGAUUUGGGCCAAAAGCCAGAAAAUGGGUUUCAUAUGGUCAGAUCUACUGACCAGCAUGAACACCCUGGGGCCAUUAGACCCCCUAUUGUACUGUGUACACAAAUGCAUUGUGCCAUCUAACACAGGCUAAAUCGAAAGACAGCAUUUGAGAGGCAUUCCGGCAAUCUUGUUUUCUUUCCAUAAGAAGACGGUUGAGAAUCAUUGUGAAAGGAUAGUGACAGCAGCCCUCUUAGGUUGCAUACGUGAAUUUUGGUAGUCAUGCCUCUGAGGCCGCAGGAGCAGUUGACAUUGAACAGGGUUGUAUGCAAGAUAAUAAAAUGUGAGGCUGGAUGAAUACAGCAGGCCAAGCAGCAUCUCAGGAGCACAAAAGCUGACGUUUCGGGCCUAGACCCUUCAUCAGAGAGGGGGAUGGGGAGAGGG
Molecule: messenger RNA, 6052 nt
Organism: Stegostoma tigrinum
Lineage: Eukaryota; Metazoa; Chordata; Chondrichthyes; Orectolobiformes; Stegostomatidae
Gene: serpine2
Product: serpin peptidase inhibitor, clade E (nexin, plasminogen activator inhibitor type 1), member 2
Exons: 10
Coding region: 505-1767 (420 amino acids)
Biological process (GO): negative regulation of endopeptidase activity; negative regulation of plasminogen activation
Molecular function (GO): serine-type endopeptidase inhibitor activity
Source: RefSeq, a predicted model, not a curated record